AAUAAACCAAACUUGUACUCCAUGUAAACUGAAACUAUCAAACUGAGACUAUGGCUCAGCUCAUUUCAAACACGUGCAGUAUCCAAUCGGUGGUGCCGGAAUCUUAUAUAUUGCCACCGGAAAGAAGACCCGGUCAGCUAGUUGUUCAUCCCUGCAAGACUAUUCCGGUGAUUGAUCUCGACGGCAACCGGAAUGAAUUGGUUCAGGAAAUCAUCAAGGCUAGCCAAGAAUAUGGAUUCUUUCAGUUGAUAAAUCAUGGGGUGUCGGAGGCGCUGAUGAAGGAUGUGUUGGUGGUGGCCAAAGAAUUUUUCGAUUUGCCUGCGGAGGAGAAGCAGAGAUUCUUCUCUGAGGAUCCAAAGCAGACUUGUAGAAUGAAAACAAGCAUUGACUUUGCCAGAGAGAAGGUUCAUUUCUGGAGAGAUAGCUUAAGGCACCCUUGUCACCCCUUGGAGGAACAUAUUCAGCAAUGGCCCGAAAAUCCGGCUCGCUACAGGGAAGUAAUUGGACAAUAUUCAGUGGUGGUGAGAAACCUCGGUUUGCGGAUUUUGGAUCUAGUCUGUGAAGGUUUGGGCUUCGAACCGGGCUACUUAGGGGGAGAGCUCAGCUGGGGCCAGAUAAUGAGUGUUAACCAUUACCCACGGUGUCCUGACCCGACCUUGGUAUUGGGCUUGCCCAAACAUGGCGAUCCAUACCUUAUCACCCUUCUUAACCAAGGAGAUGUGCCUGGGCUUCAAGUCUUGAAAGAUGAACAAUGGGUCGCAGUCGAGCCACUUCCUACUGCCUUUGUGGUUAACAUCAAUCACAUGUUGCAGAUAAUCAGCAAUGGGAAGCUGAAGAGUGCUGAUCAUAGGGUCGUUCCCAGCUCAAAUGUUGCUCGAACGACAAUUGCUAGCUUCAUCCGUCCUUCCAACAAUGUCGCCGUUGAACCAGCGACAUCUCUUGUCAGCGAAUCCAAUCCCCCACUUUACAAAUCUCUCACAUUCGGAGAUUUCAUCGGCAGUUAUAUGAAAGAUACGCACGAAGGAAUAGAUCCACUCGAGCGCUUCAUGAUCCGACCUUAAAAUCGUUUUUCCGCUCUCUAUUCCAACAUUUUAUUUUCUGCAUUGUCUCUCGCUUUUCAUCGUUUCAAGAGAGAACAAACUUGAAUAAUAGUCGUCAUUGUUUUAGAUA
This is a messenger RNA of Rhododendron vialii, 1170 nucleotides long. RefSeq names its product hyoscyamine 6-dioxygenase-like. The record is from RefSeq and is a predicted model, not a curated record. The transcript has 4 exons. NCBI's taxonomy places the organism in Eukaryota, Viridiplantae, Streptophyta, Magnoliopsida, Ericales, Ericaceae. The coding region runs from base 51 to 1061 and encodes 336 amino acids.